Pecten maximus is the source of this 2211-nucleotide messenger RNA. RefSeq lists its product as uncharacterized. Bases 164 to 1408 code for a protein of 414 amino acids. The transcript has 3 exons. The record is from RefSeq and is a predicted model, not a curated record. Lineage: Eukaryota; Metazoa; Mollusca; Bivalvia; Pectinida; Pectinidae.
UUCAGCAGUUCUAUAUAAAUAUGUGCCUGUCCAUAUAUACACAAGACAGCGUUUAUUGAAGUUAUAUGUUUCACAACGCCAGUUCACCCACACGGUAACCGUGUCAUACCAGGGUAAAGGCGAGGGAUUAGAUAUACACAUUCUGUACAUACAGAUCUAGAGUAUGGGUUGUGGACAGAGUAGCAGUACAGCCGCCCCGCGCCCAGUAGCGGCGGUGGCCCAAGAACCUAAAUAUGCCGGACCACCAGUCACAUACAAUUUUGUUAAUAUCGAGGUCCCCCAUGAAGCCCAAACUGGCUUCAUUUUCUCUCCGGAGUUGCAGUUCAAGACACUCACAGGAACUGUUUAUCUUCCGGCACUUACUAAUUUGUACGACCUUGGAUUCCGAAUGUCGACCUUCAAUGUCUCUCCCGGAAGUAUGACAGCUUCAGGAUUUAUGUCGCUCAAAGUCGAGUCCAGGCUUAAAACGCAGGGAAUAUUUCAUCAAGUUACUGACGAGGAACGAGGAAAGUGGAAGCUAUGUAUGGAGAAGACCUGCAUUCCCCAGCAAGUGUUUGGGACAGGUCUUUUGCAAAUUGGAGGAACAGUUGCCUCUCAACCCAUCCAUAUUUUGCAGACGAUCGAGAAAGUGUCACAUGAUGGGGGCCGUCUGAUUGGUAUUGAAGUGACCGGUGGCUCAUUUUCUGGAGCGUCUGCAGCACCUGUUUCUGCAACAAUGGGCAUGGGUGCUGGGCAACCAAGCAUGAUGCUUUAUGGACACAGUCCGAACACACUUUUGUGUGCCGAUAUCUUCUAUGAAAUGCCCACAACGCCAGGCGGUGAGAAAUACAUGUAUCAGGUUGUUCCGGCUAAGAUGACAGCGGUGCUUAAAACCCUAACUGGGGCCAUCGGGGGAUCUUGGAGCGUCAACUUUGAUUGGAUCAAUAUCGUAGCGCCGUAUCUCUUACAGGGCUGGAAACUAGUGGAAGUGUUUUUGGAUCAGAAUAAUAAAAGUUUCUCCGACAGGGCGUUCAUGGCGUCUUCGAUCACAUCUGAGGUAGGCGCAAUGUUUAUCUUUGAAAAGCCGUUAUCUAAGGCAAGCGACAAUUCACCGGUAUAUGAAGCCAAAAUGGUGGAAUACAAAGCCCCAGGGAAGAUGCGGAUGACUGGAAUUGGUCAAACGACAAUUGACGUAUCCGCUAACUGGGACAGUCUGAUAGCUCAAGAAGGUCAAAAUGGCUGGGAAAUAGUCCGGAUCCUCCAAACACCGGCAACCAUUUUCAAGCAAUCGCUUAGUAUGAGCCCAGAGUUCGGCUGGCUUCAUUACAUUUAUUUCCAACGGAAGAUCAUGCAGGCACCGGAACCGGAGAAGACAGAGGAACCACCUGCACCGGUCAUGCCACCACAGGAACAGGAAGCAGCUAACUAAUAAAAGUAUCACAAAAUAAGAGGAAAAUACGGAAAAGACUUAAACAUUCAUAACACUUACUUUGGAACUUUUUGUGGUUAAAUGCCGAAGUUCGACCAAAGCACCAUGGUUAGGACGGAGAUCUAUGCUUAAAUGGCAACUUAUGUACAGUACUCUACGGCCUUUGGAAGAUGAUUCCGUUUUCAGCAUUAUUUUAAAGAUUUUUUUCUUCAGGGUACAAAAUCUUGGUUUAUAAUCAGUGUAUCUGCAGAAGCAUAAAGCAGCUGAUAUAUUUUUAUAUAAGUUGUAUACUAUUUGGAUGGUAUGUAAAUAUGCAUGAUUUUAUGUAAAUUUACAUAAAGUUUUAUCUACUUUGACUUCCUAUCAUAAGAGACAUAUUCAACCACAAUGCCCCACCAGCGCUAUUCAAAGGGCGAUAUAGCAGAGGAGUCUGUAUUCAAGAAAAGGGGAAUUUUUUUACUUGUAGUAAUUUUUACUGUUCCCCGUUUAACCUUCUUCCGUUUUGACGUGAUUUGAGUUUGUUCAUAAAUAAUAUUCCAAAACAGAAAUAUCUGUUAUUCUAAGUUAAGUGUCAGGAAAUAUGACAAGACAAUGUACAUCUAUCACAACCAACCAUUUAUGUAUAAUUAUUUCAUUUCAAUGAAAAUUGCUUAGUACGGAAAAAUAUGUUUAAAUUGAAAAUUAUUUGAGUUUUUACCUUCGGAUUGUGCUAUAAUCUGAAUUGUCGAAACGUUGAUGUAACUCUGAAUGCAUGUGUUGGUUUAUAUGUGAGGGUGUGGUGUGAGGGAGGGUAUGUGAGUGUG